This is a messenger RNA of Gracilinanus agilis (Agile Gracile Mouse Opossum), 1211 nucleotides long. It is a transcript of the gene CIDEB, whose product is annotated as cell death inducing DFFA like effector b. Bases 171 to 848 code for a protein of 225 amino acids. The transcript is spliced from 5 exons. NCBI's taxonomy places the organism in Eukaryota, Metazoa, Chordata, Mammalia, Didelphimorphia, Didelphidae. Gene Ontology annotation, biological process: regulation of apoptotic process; apoptotic process. The record is from RefSeq and is a predicted model, not a curated record.
GUCCGACCCUGACUCAUUCCCCACAACUUUUUCUGGUACUUAAAUUCCAGGCUUGGUCAUAGAAAUUAACAACAGAUUUGCUGAGAAUCAGACCAAGUCCGGAUUUUGAACGAGAUCUUCAAGAGAGAAAACUGUGGGAAAGAGUGGUUCUACCACCACCUAACCACACCAUGGAAUACACGAAGGCCAAGGACUAUAUCUCAGCCUUUAACCCGACCUCCCUGCUAAGGUCGGUAUCCAGUGUGGGUUCUGAGUUUGGCCGUCGAGUCUGGGCUUCGGCUCCCCCACCCCAGCGUCCUUUCCGUGUCUGUGACCAUAAAAGGGUCACUCGAAAAGGACUCACAGCUGCCACCCGCCAAGAACUACUAGACAAGGCACUUGAGACCUUGCUACUGAGUGGGGUGCUAACGCUGGUGCUGGAGGAGGAUGGGACGUGUGUGGAGAGUGAAGAAUUCUUCCAGAUGCUGGAGGAUGAUACAAGCCUGAUGGUUCUGGAAGCAGGACAAAACUGGAGUCCUGUCAGGAGCGGGGUGCUCUCAUAUGGUCUGGGCCGGGAGAAGCCAAAACACAGCAAGGACAUUGCCAGCAUCACUUUCGAUGUGUACAAGCAGAGCCCCAGAGAUCUUUUUGGCAGCCUCAACGUGAAAGCCACAUUCUAUGGGCUCUAUUCCAUGAGCUGUGAUUUUCAAGGACUCGGCCCCAAGAAGGUGCUCAGAGAGCUCCUGCGGUGGACCUCCACGCUCCUGCAGGGCCUGGGAAACAUGUUGCUGAGUGUUGCCUCCACCCUUCGCCACGUAGUGGAAGGCGCCGAGCGGUGGCAGCAGCGGCGCCACCUCCAUAACUACUAAGUACUCUGCCCAUCUUCAGCUGGAAGAUGGAUUUAGCAUAGAAUGGUCCCCCUGGGGCUCCUUGUUUGCACAUACUGGACAUAUUCCCCACUGACAUCUAGACCUGAAAUUCUCUAUCUAGCCCUGGUUCCUAUAAAGGCUUCCCCAGCCACAGUAGCCACCCCUGACCAAGGGAUUAUAUUCUAAAUCUCCCAACUCUUGUCUCUAUCCCUGAGCUCCAAAGGGUCUAAUAACAAGUCCUCCCUUUAUGUCAAAGGACCCCAUUCCUCUUCUCCCCUUAAUGCCUCCUUCUCCAUCACACCCUCAAAAGAACCUGACACAAAUCUCAUUUCCAAUAAAAAUAGAAAAUAUUUACUAUUAGAA